Molecule: messenger RNA, 1039 nt
Organism: Ziziphus jujuba (common jujube)
Lineage: Eukaryota; Viridiplantae; Streptophyta; Magnoliopsida; Rosales; Rhamnaceae
Exons: 5
Coding region: 242-889 (215 amino acids)
Source: RefSeq, a predicted model, not a curated record
AUAGACAACGAGUGGCAUGUAUUGGCCGAGUAUUCUUUGUGGACGAGAAGCUUGGUUACAACUUGUUGGUCAUUUGGCAUAGCUUUGCUUUCUGGCCCUUGCUCAGUUCAUAUUUUUAUUUCGUAUACGAAGCUUCAUCUUUCAAAUAUAUGGUGAUUUCUCAGUAAAAGAAACAUGACUGAUUGAUGUGUAAAUAAAGAGGAAAAAAAACAGGAAAGCAGCGCUUGUUACAUUCUCCGAUAUGCAAAUGGCAAUGAUGUUAAGAUGUGGGCAUGGAGGAGGUGGAGUUGGAGUUUCAAGUUUUCCAUCAUCUUCUUCAUCUUCUUCAUAUUAUACUCACAAUUCAAAACCCACUUCCUUGUCUUCCUCAAUUCAUAUGCUAGUAACACGACGCAGAAACAUUGCCUGCUUUGCUGUGCAAGAAUCAUCUAUUAAAACAGUGGCUGCAGAUACAAAGGAGGCAGAGGCAAAGGCAAAGGAGGCAGAGGCAAAGGCAAAGACUGCUCCAAAAGCAGCUCCUGCAAAACCCAAAGCUCCAGCAAAAGCUCCAGCCAAGCCGUUGCCUCAGAUGAUGGAAGAAGAUGUAAUCCCGUCACUUCGAUCCAUACUUGAAGCUCAACAAGACAUCUCGGAGCUUGAACUCUCUUUCCAAGACAACAGGUUGGAAGGUUCAUUUUUGAAGAAGGGCAAUCCAUAUUCAUUCUGGGCAUUCUUUCCCAAUGGAGUCCUUACCGGUCCAAAAGGCUUUUCUCUAUCCUCCUAUGGCUCAGGAGCAAGCACUGUCGAGCCCUUUCUCAUCGACGAGAAGAAAAUUACAGCAAAACAUGUUGUAUUUUGGGUGGAAAAGCGUUUGGCAGCUCAAGGAAUCAUCCCUGUGUGGAAAGAUUAAACUCCUGCAGCAAGUUUUAUAGAUUCAUUCCAACCUAUGCAUAAUGGUCAAUCGGUGUCAUGCAAUUUUUUUGCUUAAUGACUGUAUAAUAUAGCAUAUUGUUAAUCAAAGGAGAUCACAUUGUUUAUAUCUAAUUGCACCUUUCAAAUA